ACUCUUUCUCCUCCUUCUGCCCGCAGCUUUCUCGGACUCUCUUCCUCUGCCACUGCUCUCCCCCUCGGAACUCUACCCAUGGCUACUCUACUUAAAACGCCGCCUCUGAAAGCGCCUCCUCUAGGUUGGCGUCCGACUCCCAUUUCCUUGAAAUCUCCAAAACCAUUUUGUGUCUCCUUCAGACACAGAAUCCAUUCCACUGGAAUUCCUCGCAGGAGCUCUCUCCGAUUGGACUCCGCGCCCUCUUUCCGGUUCGUAAAGUUGGUAUCUUUAGCUGCAACUGGGGGAGAAACCGAAACAGCCGAAUCGAAGGAGCAGGUUCAGGAAACUGAAAUCGAGUUUGCUCAUGGGUUUCUCAUGGGUAAUGAUUGUCUUUAGAAUUUAGUGGCUAUAUGCUGUGAAGAUAAGCAAAACAGCUCGAUGAAGUGUUCAGAAUCAGUUUGCUCAUGGGUUUUAUUUGAAGGAAAAAUGAAUGAUAGAAUACACAAUUAUUUGCUGCUACUGCAAAGAAGCUAUUUAGAAUGGUUUAGUUGUUAAUCUAACUUUAUUUGGAAUUCGGAUUUGUUUGAAGUAUUGUCGUAUUUGAUUUUUUUUCUUUUUAUUUUUAAUAUUUGGGGGUGGGGGGUUUUUGGAACUUUAAUCACAAUUGGUAGUUGAGAGAGGAUUUUUAUGAGUGUUUGUUUAUAUGAUCAGUGGAUAUUAUUCAAGCAUUUAAGAAAAAGAGUAAACAAAUGAAGCCUUGUCCUGGUUGUGGUACCCUUGAUCCCAGGCUGGGGUUCAGUCUUCUGUUUUCUAAAUUUAUGUUGUUACAUUGUAGUUUGUAAUUUGGUUUGAAUUGAUUGUAUUGUGAUGUAUAUAAAUGUUAAUGGGAUCAUAUUAUAUGAACUCCUUGAAUUGUAAAUGAAACUUGUACCCUAUUGGUAAAAAUGGCAAGUAAAACGAGUGAGUAAAGGUUUUCUUGGGAUUAUUUUCUUAAGAAAAUCCUCUCUGUCAGGUUGGAAAAACCUUAUUGCGGUGUUAUUAUCUUUCUUCUGUUUGAUGAUCUUGUUUGAGAAUUGCUAAGACCUUUGGUGCUCAGAGGGUCUAGAUUAGAUGGCAUUGGGUUAUUUUACACUCUUACUUCUUUGUUUAGAAAACCCUUGUGAAAUUGAGUAUUAUUUGUUAACUGAUUUAGCCAAAUAAAUUUAACUAAGGAAU
This is a messenger RNA of Rubroshorea leprosula, 1197 nucleotides long. NCBI's taxonomy places the organism in Eukaryota, Viridiplantae, Streptophyta, Magnoliopsida, Malvales, Dipterocarpaceae. The record is from the annotation of a GenBank genome assembly.